CCUUUAAGACGGUGAUUCUCAUAUCGAAUUGGUCAUCGAUUUCGUAACUCAUUUGCAAUAAAAAAAACUUUGACAAUAAAUUCAUUUCUCUUUCUUUUGUAUUUUUCGACUUUGAUGUAAAAAAUGAAGUCCGCUUUCAUCACAUCUGUUUUUCCGAUCGUGAAAUUCCGAACGUGAAAUUUUUUAAAUUUGUUGUAACCUGUUAAAUUUCCGUGAUCGCUUUCAUAUGAAACCACCUCACGAGUUUCAUUGAGUACGCACCUCAAAGAGGCACCGCGAUCUUUCGUCACAAAUACACAAGUGACAGAUCUAUGAGCGUUCACCGUUGAAUCCAUUUUCCGAUACGUGCGUUUGACAGAUGAUUGACUGUCAGUGUUCUACACAGUUUGACGUAUACUGAGAAUUGAAACCGCAAACGGAGCCGACAUGGAGGCAGUGCCGAGAUUGCCAAUGAUAUCUUUUCAGAUGCAAGUUAGUCCGGAACCUACAACUUUCGGACCAAAACUCAAACAGUACAUACGAGAUUUUUACAACGAAGAUCCCGAAUCAUACAACAAUGAGAUACAUCAGUUGGAGACCUUACGCUCGAUGGCAGUUAGGCCACCCAUUGAUAUGGCUGGUUGUGUAUUGUUGAAGAAAUAUUACUGUCAGUUGCAUUUUCUUCAGAGCAGAUUUCCCAUGGGCAAGGACGGACCAGCUGCGGUUACAUUUACGUGGAAAGACUCUUAUACAAAUGUAGUGUGCGUACUGGCUAAUAUUCGUUUUGAGAUAAUGUCUAUUUUGUUCAACAUUGGUGCAAUGCACAGUCAAUUGGGUGCGCGUACUGAAAGAAACAGCGCCGAUGGAAUGAAGAUGGCUUGUACUCAUUUUCAAUGCGCAGCCUGGGCUUGCGAACAUUUUAAAAACAGUUACUCCCAACCGUCUGGUAUGGAUUUAGCAUCGGAAUUGAUGACGUUUAUGCACCAGCUUUGUCUGGCGCAAGCUCAGGAAUGUAUAUUGGAAAAAAGCAUGCUGGACAACCGGAAGCCGACGAUUGUGGCAAAAGUAGCAAAGCAAAUAGUGGACUACUACUCGAUGGCACUGGACACAUUGGAGCAAGGUGGAAGCGAUGAAGGAACCGUUGUGUUCGAUGCCGUAGGGUCUAAGCUUUAUAAGAGCUGGAAACGAUACGUUAAGUUUAAAAAAGCGUAUCACUCAGCGGUUACGUAUCUCUAUCAGGGUCUCGCUGCGGAAGAGCAGAGAAAGAUGGGAGAACGAGUGGCGUUUUAUAAUGCUGCGUUAGCGUCUCUCAACGAGGCGCAUACAUUUUGCGAUUUCUCAAACUCUAAAGAGGAAAAGGCUGCGGUGGAAGAAUCACUUACGUUUACGAACGACGUGAUCGAAGGCAAGAGAAAGGCGGCUAAGAACGAAAACGAGUUCAUCUAUCACGAAGAAGUGCCCGAAAAGGAAAUGCUUCCCACAGUGAAAGGUGCUUCUCUAGUCAAAGGGAUAUCGUUUAAUAUAAAUGAUCCAGAGGUGUCAGGACAAGACAUAUUUGCAAGAUUAGUUCCUAUGAAGGUGCAUGAAGCAAAUUCUCUUUAUUCGGAAGAAAAAGCCAAGAUAUUGCGUUUUAUUGGAGCAAAAAUAGAUGAAAAAGAUCAAUACCUUAACACUUACUUAACUUCUUUGAAACUGGAACAUCUGAAUUUAUGGGAUCCUGAUGUGCAAACUUCAGAAUGGGACGGCCUACCUUUCCCGGACGAAUUGGCCGAACGAUGUGCGGCUCUCAAUGCGAAGCAACAUGUGAUUCAGGAUCUGGUGGAUAUUAUGGAGAAGUUAUCCGAAACGAGUCAAGAUGUUGAGAAAGUACUGAAGGAAAUAUUCAAACUUCUGUUGGACGAGGAACAGAAAGAAAAGCAAUAUCAAGAUGCGGUAGGUAAAAGACCGCCAUCGAUAGUAGCGACUGAUUUAACUAGAGAGGCUAAAAAAUACGAAGAGGCACAUAACAAAGCGUCCGAAAGCAAUCAAGCUCUUCAUAAAGCGGUGACAAUGCAUGUGAAGAACUUGAAAAUUCUCGCGCAACCGUUGGGGGACCUAAUGACGCAUAUUCCCUCACCGAGCAUGUAUCACUUAGAUCAAGGUUCUGAAAAAUCACAGAAUGCGAAAGAAAUUGAAAAAAUGCAUACUAAAGAGCUGAAGCGUAUAUUGAACAAAGUGGAUGAAAUGCGAAGACAGAGACUCGAUUUACACACCGAGUUGCGAGAACAAAUUGCCAAGGACGACCUAACACGUUUACUGGUCACGGCAACAUCCGAAUGCGCUCCUCUGGAUCGUUUGUUUGCGGAUCAGCUUGGCAAGCAUCAAAGUUUGAUAAAUUUAAUAGAGCAAAAUCUCGCCGCGCAAGAUAACAUACUGGCAGCUUUAACGGACGUUUACGCGCAAACCGCUAAUACACGGAAAAAUAUCGAGGACAUAUUAAAACGCAGAGAAAUCACAGUAUCGUCUUUGAUCAAUUCUUACGACGCUUAUGAAGAUCUGUUGGCGAAAUCGAGCAAAGGUUUAGAGUUUUACAGAAAAUUAGAAAUAAACGUAUCGAAGUUGCUACAACGAGUUAAAAGUACGUGCAAGGUGCAAGAGGAAGAACGAGAGCAGAUACUCGCGCAGGACAGUGGUAAGAAUACGUACGACAAGACUGAUGUAUCGUCAAUGCCGUCAACUUACGACCAAGGCCGUCCACGUUCCGGUCCGAAAUUGAAGGAUUAUCUGAACAGCAAAGCAACGGAAAAGAACGCUACCGGUUAUCAGAAUCCUUAUUACAACUUUUACAAAGAACGUACCAAUGCAAUGCUUGGGACAAUGCAAGCGGACUCGGUACAAAAACCAAUGACAACCGACAUGAGCGAUAAGAAUUUGAUUCAGUCUCCGAGUUCGAUACCUCCGUCAGAAAUGUCGUCUUCGUCCGUGAAAUCGUCGCAACCCUAUCACGCCGCAGCGUACAAUGAUUACAGAACCAAUUCUCCGUACUCUUAUGGCGCUCAGACGUAUUACGAAAAUCAGAUCGCGAGCGGUGCGAUAAAUCAAAACUACUUGCCGAUUACUAGCGCAAGUACCACGAACGCGUAUCAGCAACCGGCCAUGUCCGUACCGGUUGCGUCGAAUUCGAAUGCACAGUAUCCCGCAAGUUCCUAUUUGCCGAAUGAACAAACCUUAUCCAUGUCCGCCACCGGACAGGACAAAUACCGCGGUAUCUCGCAUUCCACCUACAAUGUUUCCAACAACGCUUUGCAGUACGAUUCUUAUCAGUCACCAACGAAUUACGGUGGUUACAAUGUCGCAACGCCGUACGUUCUUAAUCAGGAUCAAACUUCCAUGGCGGUUAAAAGCGCGGAGGUACCUACGCAGAUUCAACCGGUAGCUCAAACUCCCAUUACCACGAUCGGUUCCGUUGUCGCGAGCAACACCGCGUCCGUAGACGGCCAGACUUCUUACGGAAUUGUGCAUCAAGUUCAACAAUACGAUAAUCAAAAGACAACAUUGAGUCAGGAAAUGUCUCAGAGCGAUCAGAACGUUGUUAGAUCACAGCUACCAAUGAAGGACAAUGCGCAGAACUAUUCGCUUCCUCAAACCGGUCAUUCCGAUAUGACGUAUCCGCAAAACUAUUCGAACGCCGCUUAUUACAAUCCAGUUCAAUACGCUACGUACGACUCAAACGUCGCGCCUCCGACGCAAUACAUGCAGUCGCAACAGCCGAGCAUGAGCAAUCAACCUGUACAUUCCGUGGCGUCAACGAACGAGACUUCGACGUCGUAUUCCCCGAAUUUGCACGUUGACAAUUCCGUUCAGUAUUCGCAGCAAACCAAUGCGGAACAAAGUAAACAGAAUUACGCGGACAAAACGUACAACGCCGCUUACGGUGCGCAGAUGCAAGCGAACGCGGUCAAUCCGAAUUAUUCAAGUACCUAUCAGAAUUAUCAACACGACACCACCGGUGUGCCGUAUCAACAGACUAACAUUUUACCCGGAGACACGUCUAACGUUUACGCUUAUUUAAAUAGCUCGAGUGGUUCCGAAAUAAUACAGAGCCACGUGAAGUCGACGACCAUACAGAGUUAUCCGCAAUCGUAUCAAUAUCCGCAGUCGCAGCAGGCUUCUUAUCCGGGUUACGUACAGUAUCCGAAUUACUCGCAGGAUCAACAAAAUUACGCUUACGUGCAGAACGCUCAGGGAACAGGAGGCGGCACGCAGGUGGCGUACGCUUAUAAUCCCGCCGGUCAGGCGCAGCAAGGCUACGCCUAUACGUCCGAUUCCCAGAAUAUCCAGACCUCGCAAACGUUUGAGACGACGGUGGAUCCUUCCGACGUCACGUCCGGCAACGGUUAUCAACAACAGGAUCUAAAUUCGACGUACACGAAUGCGGGCAACAACGCUAUAGUCAGUCAGACAUCGUCCUCGCAAUACAGCCAAGUUUAUCAAUCUCAAUCGGAAAGCGAUACGUAUUACACAACACCUUACGGUCUUCAAAUGCAGGUUCAAUCUGGUUCCACCGCAAGGCCUGAAAAUUACACCAAUUACAAUCAGACGUAUAUGCAGGCCGUCAACAACGGAACAAACACAACGACAAGCGCAAACCCAAUGAAACUCACGACCAAAUCCGACGAAUUGAAGUCGAAUGUCGAUCUGCUUGCCGACCUCGACAUCACUAUAAAUCAUGCACCUCUGGUACCGGAAGUGCGACCUCUUUCCACAGUGCAGAAGAAAGAAGAAGAAACGGAAAAUAACGCGGAAAACGGUAAGGCGGAAAAGAACGAGCAGGACGAAUCGCUUAAGACUGAACAAGAAGUUUCCGCUGAUAAGAAUGAAGAUAAGAAUGAUCACGAAAAUUUACAAAUCGUGUGGGAUACUUGGUACAACGACGUCCAACCGAAAAAGGAUCCCUUGGGAGAACCGACGGCGUUGCAAAAGUUCAUCAAUGACGUUGAGAAAUAUGAAAAAUUUGUAGAUAGUUUACUUGUAAAAACUCUCAGCGGAGCUACGAAUCUUGAUAUUAAGUGGAAAGAGGUUCAAGACUUUGAAGAACGAGAAAAUGGAAAACAAUCCAGCACCGUGGCGCUGGCACAUUCGUCUGAAAAUCGAACGGUCGACUGUAUUCCGUACGACACGACGCGAGUGCAGAUUACGUCGUCGGACGUUUCGUCGUCGUAUAUAAACGCAUCUCAUAUUAUGGAAAUCACUCAAAGGAUACCGACAACGUUUAUCAUAACUCAAACGCCAUUACCGGACAAACUGGACGUCUUUUGGACGAUGAUCUGGGAACAAGAGAGCGAAGUUAUCGCAUGUUUGGUAUCUGAUGCUCAGAUGAACGGAGAGACAUAUUGGCCCUUGAACGAAGAGAACAACUUAGACGUAGGAAAUUUUACAAUUUCGUUAAAAAAAGUGGUUAAUUACACGUCCUACAUUCAACGAACUUUUUCUAUACGACAUAACAAAAAGAAAUCCGAGAGGAUCAUUGUGCACAUGCAGUUUCUCGUAUGGCCUUCUAAUGGUUUUCCAAGUAGUCCCGGCAGCUUACUUACAUUUUCGAGCGACGUGAUGACGGAACAAGCGUUACGACGUUGCUCUCCCAAGCCCGUCGUUGUACAUUGUUUAGACGGUGGUUCAUUGAGUAGUUUGUUCUUGGUUGCCGCUGCAACGGUGUGUCACAUACGAGUGGGCUGCGGAAUAGUUGACGUACCGCUAGUCUUCAAGGGUCUUGCAAAAUGUCGCAAACAAGUCGUGAACAAGGAAUCGUUGUUGUUUGCGUACAGAUUGGUGUUAUAUCACGCUCAGGAUAGUUUAAUGAAACGCGGAAUCUUGUCAUCCACUCGCUCCACGUUCGAAAACUUCGACGGAUUCAAAGGAAACAAGGAGAAAGCAUCGAGAAAGUUGCAGUGCCACCCUUCGGACGAUUUUCUUCACAAUCUUGGCGUGGGUAUGCAACGUUCCGAGUCUGAACAAGAUUUUGAGAAUGCAAAAAAAAAAGUGUUCGUUGCAGGAAAAACGCAAACAAAUGAAAACACGUCGAAUAAGAAUCCAACGUCGUCGCGAGAAAAACCCAACAGCGGAGUGGUCGUCGAUCCCUUGAGCCAACUGGAUCCUUUGUGGUCUAUUCGCAGAUAAUUUCUAGCAUUAAGAAGUUGUAUAAAUUUGACUACGCAAUUUAAAACGGACGAUUUAUUUAAACGAAAUACAAACCAUUCCUGUCUUUGUUAAAAAAAAAAA
Messenger RNA from Pseudomyrmex gracilis, 6237 nucleotides. It is a transcript of the gene mop, whose product is annotated as tyrosine-protein phosphatase non-receptor type 23. NCBI's taxonomy places the organism in Eukaryota, Metazoa, Arthropoda, Insecta, Hymenoptera, Formicidae. Gene Ontology annotation, molecular function: protein tyrosine phosphatase activity; protein binding. Gene Ontology annotation, cellular component: endosome. Gene Ontology annotation, biological process: early endosome to late endosome transport; endocytic recycling; protein transport to vacuole involved in ubiquitin-dependent protein catabolic process via the multivesicular body sorting pathway. The record is from RefSeq and is a predicted model, not a curated record. The coding region runs from base 427 to 6135 and encodes 1902 amino acids. The transcript is spliced from 15 exons.